AAAAGAGAGUACCCCCUCAACUGCGAUUUCCGUUCCCUUUGGCAUCGGGACCUUGUAAACACAGCAGCAGUCCCUGAAGAAAGGGAGAAUUCAGAUCAGAUAUAGAAACCGAGAAGUCUGGGCUUCCAACCAAAGGCUUUCUCCAUUCUGAAAAACUCGGGCCCAUCUCCUUAGCCCUUCCCCAGGCUGCCAGCAGGUGGCACCACCAUCAGGGAUUUCAAAACCAAAACUACAUUAAACUGGAAAGAUUUUUUUCCGUUUUGUUUAUGCAAAUAGUUCCUUCCCUACAACAUUCCUCCGGGAAUGGUCCCCUCCUUCCCCUCCACAGUCAUUCCCUCCCCCUUGCCUCCCCUGCAUGACCGCUCUCUCCCUCAACACAGAGUGGAUGAAGACACUGUCAGGAGAGUCCAGGAUCCAAAAACAAGCCUUGAGAAAUGUGCCUCUUAUACCUCCUGGUGCCCAUCCUGUUCUGCCGCGUGGGAGGCUCCAUCCCCGUUUCGCAGAAGCUCUUUGGGGAAGUGACAUCUCCUCUGUACCCCAAGCCUUACCCCAGCAACUUUGAGAAAACCACUGUGAUCACAGUGCCCACAGGAUUCAGAGUGAAGCUCAUCUUCUGGCAGUUUGACCUGGAGCCUUCUGAAGGCUGUUUGUAUGACUAUGUCAAGAUCUCUGCUGACAAAAAAACUCUGGGGAGGUUCUGUGGGCAAGUGGGUUCUCCACUGGGCAACCCCCCAGAAGCAAAGGAAUUUAUGUCUCAAGGGAACAAGAUGCAGCUGACCUUCCACACGGACUUCUCCAAUGAGGAGAAUGGCACCAUUAUGUUCUAUAAGGGCUUCCUGGCCUAUUACCAAGCUGUGGACCUCGAUGAAUGUGCUUCCCAGCGAAACUCACGCGGCCUCACCCUCCACCUCAAGUUCCUGGAGCCUUUUGAAAUCGAUGACCACCAGCAAGUACACUGCCCCUAUGACCAGCUACAGAUCUAUGCCAACGGGAGGAACAUCGGCGAGUUCUGUGGGAAGCAAAGACCCGCUGACUUUGACAGCAGCAGCAAUGCGGUGGAUCUGCUGUUCUUCACAGAUGACUCGGGGGACAGCCGAGGCUGGAAGCUGCAUUAUACCACUGAAAUCAUCAAGUGCCCCCAGCCGCAGACCCUAGACAAGUUCACCAUCAUCCAGAACCUACAGCAGCAAUACCAGUUCCGUGACUACUUCAUUGCCACCUGCCAACAAGGCUACCAGCUCGUGGAGGGAAACCAGGUGCUGCUCUCCUUCACAGCUGUCUGUCAGGAUGAUGGCACCUGGCAUCGUGCCAUGCCCAGGUGCAAGAUCAAGGACUGUGGGCCACCCCGAAGCCUGACUAAUGGGGCCUUCAAUUACGCCACCACAAAGGGGGUGAACACCUACCAGGCCCGUAUCCAGUACUACUGCCAGGAGCCAUAUUAUAAGAUGCAUACCAGAGGCGGCAUCAGCGAGACCGCACGAGGGGCCUAUACCUGCACAGCAGAGGGCAUAUGGAAGAAUGAAUGGGAAGGAUCGAAGAUUCCUCGGUGUUUGCCAGUGUGUGGGAAACCCGUCCACCCUGUGGAACAGAAGCAGCGUAUCAUUGGAGGGCAAAAAGCCAAGUUAGGCAACUUCCCCUGGCAGGCCUUCACCAACAUCUAUGGGCGAGGGGGUGGAGCCCUGCUGGGCGACCGCUGGAUCCUCACCGCUGCCCACACCCUCUACCCCAAGGAUCAUGAAGCACAAGGCAAUGCCACCGUGGAUGUGUUCCUGGGCCACGUAAGCGUGGAAGAGAUCACAAAACUAGCAAACCACCCUGUCCGCAGGGUGAGCAUCCACCCAGACUACCGCCAGGAUGAGUCCCACAAUUUUGAGGGGGACAUUGCCCUCUUGGAGCUGGAAAAUAGUGUCACCCUGGGCCCCAACCUCCUCCCCAUCUGCCUCCCUGACAACGAGACCUUCUAUGACAGGGGCCUCAUGGGCUAUGUCAGUGGCUUUGGGAUAAUGGAGGAGAGGCUUUCUUAUGACCUCAAGUUUAUCCGUCUGCCUGUAGCUAAGCGAGAGGCAUGUGAGACCUGGCUCCGGAAAAAUAAGAGGAAUGAUGUGUUUUCUCAAAACAUGUUCUGUGCUGGGGACCCGUCUCUAAAGCAGGAUGCCUGUCAGGGGGAUAGCGGAGGGGUCUUUGCAGUGAAGGAUGAGCACAACAAUCGCUGGGUGGCCACAGGCAUAGUGUCCUGGGGCAUUGGGUGCAGCAGGGGCUAUGGCUUCUACACCAAAUUACUCAACUAUGUGGACUGGAUCAAGAAGGAGAUGGAGGGGGAGGACUGAACCCAGAAUUCACUAGGGCAGAAUCCAGAGGGCAGUGCCUAAAAAAAAAAAAAAUUAUCUGACCAGUUAUU
Molecule: messenger RNA, 2398 nt
Organism: Neomonachus schauinslandi (Hawaiian monk seal)
Lineage: Eukaryota; Metazoa; Chordata; Mammalia; Carnivora; Phocidae
Gene: C1R
Product: complement C1r
Exons: 11
Coding region: 435-2327 (630 amino acids)
Biological process (GO): zymogen activation; complement activation
Cellular component (GO): blood microparticle; extracellular region
Molecular function (GO): serine-type endopeptidase activity; calcium ion binding
Source: RefSeq, a predicted model, not a curated record